Messenger RNA from Glarea lozoyensis ATCC 20868, 1077 nucleotides. Its product is annotated as (Trans)glycosidase. Gene Ontology annotation, molecular function: hydrolase activity, hydrolyzing O-glycosyl compounds. The transcript has 4 exons. Gene Ontology annotation, biological process: glucan catabolic process. The record is from RefSeq and is a predicted model, not a curated record. The coding region runs from base 1 to 1077 and encodes 358 amino acids. Lineage: Eukaryota; Fungi; Ascomycota; Leotiomycetes; Helotiales; Helotiaceae.
AUGAAAGCACAUCUUGCUUUAGGCGUCUUGAUUGCAAGGGGAAUAUCGGCACUUCCCAGCAACGUUCUGACAGAAAGAGCGGCAGCUGCAAAUGGGACCGUAACAUAUGCGGGUGUGAAUAUUGCGGGUUUUGAUUUUGGGUGUUUGACGGAUGGAUCUCAAGACCCCAAAAAGGCAGUACCUCCUGUCAACGGCCUCGGUGGCCCUGAUGGCGCCGCUCAAAUGUCCCAUUUCGUGAAAGACGAUCAUUUCAACAUAUUCCGUCUGCCCGUUGGCUGGCAAUACCUGACAGGCUCAACACUAUCAUCCACCUCGACUCUCAACGCUGGUAACCUACAGAAGUACGAUCAACUUGUGCAGGCAUGCUUGAGAAGCGCCAGCACCACCGUCUGCGUACUCGAUAUCCAUAAUUAUGCAAGAUGGAACAAGCAGAUUAUCGGCCAAGGAGGGCCUACCAAUGCACAAUUCGUCGGAUUGUGGACCCAACUGGCUGCGAAAUAUAAAGGGGAGACGAGAAUAGCGUUUGGAUUGAUGAACGAGCCUCAUGAAGUUGAUAUAAACAAAUGGGCAGACACUUUACAGCUUGUUGUUAACGCUAUAAGGGGAGCUGGUGCAACUACCCAAAUGAUUUACCUCCCUGGAAAUGAUUACACAUCAGCUGGAAGAUUCAUUUCAAAUGGCUCAGGCGCUGCGCUCAUGAAAGUAACGAACCCAGAUGGUAGCUUCACGAACCUGAUAUUCGAUGUCCACAAAUAUCUUGACAGUGACAACAGUGGAACACACACUGAUUGCGUGACCAACAAUAUCGACUCUGCCUUUCAGCCUCUUGCGACUUGGCUGAGAACCAACAAGCGCAUGGCAAUUUUGACUGAGACUGGUGGCGGUAAUACGGCGAGUUGCACCACGUACAUGUGCCAACAGAUUGCCUUUUUGAAUGCAAACUCAGAUGUAUACUUAGGUUAUGUCGGAUGGGCAGCGGGGUCCUUCGAUGGUACAUAUGAGCUGACCGAGACACCCACUGGAAGUGGAAACAAUAUGCAAGACACUUCACUUGUCAAAGCAUGCCUCAGGAGAUGA